UGCUUAUUACAUUAGCAGAUCAGCAGUUUGCUAUAUUAAAUCUGUAUCUUGAGUUGCAAGCUCUUCCAGUUACUUCUUGUUAUACUCAAUUUUUCAAACUAUACAAGUUGGAUUUAUAACUGUUGUUCCACUCCUUUUAUACCAAAGGCUAUCUAUGACUUUUAUUAUGCUUAUCUUUAUGCAUGUUCAAACUAACGGGUAGUAGUAAAACACUAGCCAUAGUAGUGAUAGACUAUCGAUCUCUUCAAGAUUGAAAUGAAUUAACAAGGACCAUCUCAUCUGGUAUUUAUAGUCGCAGAGACUACCCGUACUUUUCAUCAACCCCUUCGUUCCCUCUCGUCUCUUGUUUGAGAGACUGUCGCUCAUUAAAUUCUCGUCAGUCUUUGCAAAACCUGUCACUCAUUCAGAAUCAUGCAUUUGAAGAAGCUUUUGUGUUUGGCUUUGAGCCUGUUCGCUGUGGAAUCGGUAGUCGCAAGUCCCUGCAAACCGAAAACUACCUCUGCUGCUUCUUCCAUAGCCUCAACUUCGCUGUCCGAGUCUACGACCACUAUCCUUUCUGUGCCCUCCACCACGGAUACUACCCUGGCAACUAUUGAGACCAGCACUGCCACCGAAACCAGCGAGGCAGAGACUGAGACUGCUACUACGCUUUUGACCACCACUACUGCCGCAUCUUCAGUUGAUACUACCACUACUGAAGACAAAACAACCACGGGUGACGAGACUACCACUACAAUUGGUGAGAAAACCACCACAGAGGUUGAGACAACAACCGCGGAGGCCGAGACUACCACUACAGAAGCAGCGACUACAACCACCGCAGAGCCUGUCUGUGCCCAGACUCUAGUCCUCGCCAACCCCACCCCGAUUUUUAUCUCCGAAGCCACUGAUUCAUACGAUGAUUCAUACAGGGCGGUCACUGUACCUUUCCAGGUCGGGAUCUAUGAUGAUGAUACUUCAAACACCGUCUAUGUCUCCACGAACGGCUAUUUGUCCCUAUUCACAGGUUCAUCCUCUUUCGUGAAUCAACCACUACGUAGCAGCUCUAUCCCGUCUGUUUCCAUCGUACCCUACUGGGACGAUCUAUACAUCCUCGCAGGUAGCGUUUGUCAAGUUGGUAUCUACUAUGAUGUCUAUGAAACUGCCCGAGGACAGACGUUCACUGUCGAGUGGUAUGUUGGUGGCGUUGGUGGUGGUGGUACGUCCAGUCAGCACUUCUCUGUCAGUCUCUACGAAGACUAUCCCGGCUUGGUCAGGUUUGAGUACUAUAAGACCUCCAUGCGUGGUUCGAGCGCUACUGUUGGUCUUCAAAAUGGCCAGCCUUUCUCCCAAUACUCCUACAACCAACCCGACUCUAUCCCUGAUCAGUCCUUCGUUGAGAUUGAUACAAGCAGCGGGGUUGCCCUCACUUUAAACGGUCCGCUGUAAGAACGUGCUUGGACUAUGGUAAAUGGCGAGACAACUUGUGUCUAUAAACAUGAUGUAACAAGCUUCAAUUCUUUUUUGUAUUAAUAUGUAUUUCUUCUUGUCCAUGGAAUACUAGGAUGACCUCUCUGUCGUUGACGUUACAGUGUACCGUAAAUGUUGAUCUUGACCAACAGGUUGACAGG
Molecule: messenger RNA, 1610 nt
Organism: Fusarium redolens
Lineage: Eukaryota; Fungi; Ascomycota; Sordariomycetes; Hypocreales; Nectriaceae
Exons: 2
Coding region: 412-1428 (338 amino acids)
Source: RefSeq, a predicted model, not a curated record